Lycium ferocissimum is the source of this 1192-nucleotide messenger RNA. RefSeq names its product putative casein kinase II subunit beta-4. Gene Ontology annotation, molecular function: protein kinase regulator activity. NCBI's taxonomy places the organism in Eukaryota, Viridiplantae, Streptophyta, Magnoliopsida, Solanales, Solanaceae. The coding region runs from base 254 to 1093 and encodes 279 amino acids. Gene Ontology annotation, cellular component: cytoplasm; protein kinase CK2 complex. The record is from RefSeq and is a predicted model, not a curated record. The transcript has 5 exons.
AGAGAAAAAGGGGCUAACUGGUAGUGAGGAGCUGCUUGUCUCCUGUCAUCUCUCUUCUCUCUUCUCUCAAAUGUCGACGAAACCCUAGUUGUUAUCUCCGUCUCUCCACACACACACACACACACACACAGAGUAUUUAUGUCCAAUUUUAUGGAGUUUUGAGCUUUGCUUCAUUGAUGUAUAACUGAUAAUUGGUUCAUAAAUAUAUAUAUAUACACACACACGUAUAGGUUUGAGGUGACGGAAGAGAGAAAUGUAUAGAGAUCGAGGUGGUGGUUCAUCGAGGUCGGAGAUCGCGGGAGGACCGUUGGAUCGGAAACGAAUAAACGAUGUGUUGGAUAAGCACUUGGAAAAAUCAUCACCUUCCACAUCUAGAGCCUCCUUGAAGGAUAAGGCGGUUCCUUCUACCUCUAAAUUGCAUCAUCAUCCUCAGCAUCUAGAUAACACGAAGAACAAGUGCUCUGAUGAUGAAUCUGAAACAGACAGUGAAGAGUCUGAUGUUAGUGGUUCUGAUGGGGAAGAUACAUCAUGGAUUUCUUGGUUUUGUAACCUGCGUGGAAAUGAGUUCUUCUGUGAAGUUGAUGAUGAAUACAUUCAAGAUGAUUUUAAUCUCUGUGGAUUGAGCAGUCAAGUGCCAUAUUAUGACUAUGCACUUGACCUUAUCCUUGAUGUUGAAUCCUCUCAUGGUGAUAUGUUCACCGAGGAGCAGAAUGAAUUGGUUGAGUCAGCGGCAGAGAUGUUGUAUGGUUUGAUCCAUGUCCGGUACAUUUUGACUAGCAAGGGAAUGACUGCAAUGUUAGAGAAGUACAAGAACUACGACUUUGGGAGAUGUCCACGAGUUUAUUGCUGUGGACAGCCUUGCCUUCCAGUUGGUCAGUCCGAUAUUCCACGUUCAAGUACAGUAAAAAUAUACUGUCCCAAAUGUGAGGAUAUCUAUUACCCCCGAUCGAAGUACCAAGGCAAUAUCGAUGGAGCUUACUUUGGAACAACGUUUCCACACCUCUUUUUGAUGACUUAUGGACACCUCAAGCCACAAAAACCAACACAGAAUUAUGUUCCCAGGGUAUUUGGUUUCAAGCUCCACAAAACUUGACAGCGAAGUCCGUUGUGAUAUUGUGAAGAUAUUACAUCUUUCUGCCACUAAUGGUUCUUACCUGGCUAUUAUGUACAAUUCAUCGUGGUAGAGCCCAGG